Molecule: messenger RNA, 3146 nt
Organism: Erinaceus europaeus (western European hedgehog)
Lineage: Eukaryota; Metazoa; Chordata; Mammalia; Eulipotyphla; Erinaceidae
Gene: PITPNA
Product: phosphatidylinositol transfer protein alpha
Exons: 8
Coding region: 75-581 (168 amino acids)
Biological process (GO): phospholipid transport
Cellular component (GO): cytoplasm
Molecular function (GO): phosphatidylinositol binding; phosphatidylinositol transfer activity; phosphatidylcholine intramembrane carrier activity
Source: RefSeq, a predicted model, not a curated record
AGGGAGCCCUGAAUAUCCAUGAAAAGGCAUGGAAUGCCUAUCCUUACUGCAGAACCGGUGAGUUGUUCUAGUCGAUGAAAGAAGACUUUCUGAUUAAAAUUGAAACUUGGCACAAACCAGACCUUGGCACCCAGGAGAAUGUGCAUAAAUUGGAUCCUGAGUCAUGGAAACAUGUGGAAACCAUAUAUAUAGACAUUGCAGAUCGAAGCCAAGUACUUAGCAAGGAUUACAAGGCAGAGGAAGAUCCGGCAAAAUUUAAAUCUAUCAAAACAGGCCGAGGACCCUUGGGAUCCAAUUGGAAGCAAGAACUUUUAAAUCAGAAAGACUGCCCAUACAUGUGUGCAUACAAAUUGGUUACUGUCAAGUUCAAGUGGUGGGGCCUGCAAAACAAAGUGGAAAACUUUAUACACAAGCAAGAGAGGCGUUUGUUUACAAACUUCCACCGGCAGCUGUUCUGUUGGCUCGAUAAAUGGGUUGACCUGACUAUGGAUGACAUUCGAAGGAUGGAAGAAGAGACGAAGAGACAACUAGAUGAGAUGAGACAAAAGGACCCAGUGAAAGGAAUGACAGCAGAUGACUAAAGCCACCCUCACCUCUGCACUUUCUCCAAGACAGUGGUCACAGGAAGACCCAGCAGCUCCACCCUCCCAAGUGACAGGCCAUCUUCGGAAGCAGCCUUUCUGUGCCCAUUCUUCAGGCAACUUUCAACCCCUUACUGUAGCUAAUUCUAGAUGCCCUUUAAUAUUGUGAACAAAUAGACCGUCCGGUAUUAUGAAGCCCAUGUGUGCGGGAGCCUGCUCCUCUGAAAUAUGGUGUAUAGGUUGCUGUAUUUGCAGCUCCUCUCCCUCUCAUAUUGUGUUCACACCCAUUUCUGUGUGCGUCCCCUCCCCCCCCCACCUUUGUUUCCCAAUGACUUUUUAGUCUUUCAAAAUAGCUACCUUUUGUGAUGUGAUAACUGAAAUGAUUUAAGUUUGUUUUUUACCUUGGGGUGUGGUUUUGAGUACUCACCUGGAGAGAGGGGAAGGGUUGGAAAUAGUCUAUUCUCAGUUCCACAGAGCAGUGUCGUGGUUUCACUACUCUGAUCUCUGCCACCAGUGACCCAUUGUUAGAGUACUCUAGGCACCAAGGAAGUACCCAAGGCCCAACCAGUCCCUGUAUUAAAAAUUUAACAAAUACAGAUAACCCUUGCCCUGGGCACUGAAUCUCUGCUCACUCUUCUUAGAGACACCUAUGGCUUCUUAGCCCUCCUGUUGCCCACUCUGUCUGCUGAGCCCCUAGUAAGUCCCAGUCGGCUCUCUGCCUGAAGGGGCCUAUCCCAUAUGCCCCUUAGAAUUGAGUCUGUCCCAUAUAUACUAAUUAGCCUCCCCCCCACCCCAGGAGCUCUGUAUGUCCAUGCUCCUCUUCCCUUUUGGGCUGGUGCUGCCACUCAGCAAUAAUCCCCUUUUUUCUGUGCUUUCUUGGAUUCCUGUCCUGUCUUUGAAGCUGGUCAGGACAUAAGAGCUCUGAUCUUUUCAUGCUGCAAAAAAUAAGCAUGCAUAAGGCUUUUCCCCAGCAGAACAUGUUCUCUCUUGGCUCGAGUUGCUGGAAAGGAAUUUAGGGGAUCAAUAAUUCAGUUCAUCCUCCCCCCACCCCACUGAGUUUUGCCCUGGACAAUCAGAAGCAGGUAGUGUUUGUAGUACAGAACUCUACCAGAGUAGGCCAGUGAGAAAUCGCCAGCACCAAGGGAGCAGAAGCUGCUGAGUCCUUCACAGUUUCUUGUGACUUGGCAGAACAUGAAUAUGCCUUCCCACUAAGGGAAUCAGAUAGCUGUGGUGUCACCUGGCAUUUCCCAAUGCUGGCCAAGUGAUCCAAACCCAUGCUGACCUGGAUCCAGCUGCUACAGAAUGACCAAAUCUCAGCUGGGGAGUGAAAAAUAGGAUGGGAUGAUGCAUCCUUGUGUUUUGUCAGGUUGUUUUGCCUUACUCAUUUCAAAGUGCAAUGAGGGAGUAUCUCAAGGUUGCAUCUAUGACACCCUGGUGGAUGCUUCCCUGUGAUCCUCUCAGGACGAGCUUGGACGGUCUUGGACCCCCUUGGUGUGGUUAGCUCUGGCCUUCAUUGAAACCCCUUUGGGACCAAGUGUCCCAAUACACCUUCCUGCUAGUCUCCUCUAGCAGACCUUGUGAGGUCUAUAGUAAUGGGUCUGGGACAAUUCACUUGGUUAUUAGCAUCCCAACUGCUGAUAGCAUUCAUUUGACUGGGAAAGUUGAAGAGGCAUUCCAACUGUAGAAAAGUGUCAGUGUUUUCAUAUAAAUUCUGUAUUAGCUAUAACUAUAUUUGCUUCAAACUGUCCCUUCUUCAUCUAGCAACAAGAUAGAAGUUCAGAGGUAGGUUAUCCUGGGAGAAACAAACAGGGUGAUAUCCUAAGCAGACAGCUGUUUGUGUGCAGAAUCAAUGUUAGGCUCCUUCCUUCAGCUCUUCCUUGACGUCCACAGCAUAUCACUUCAGCUUGAGUGUGGUCUCACUCUCUGCCUUCCUUUUCUCUGGCUCCUCCCACCUCCACCAGUUGCCCCAGUUUGGGAGCACCCAUGUGAGCUUAGCUGGAAACAUUCUGAGAUUCACUUGGAUUUGGGGUUCCUUCCCACAUAAUCUUAAAGUAAGGAUGUCCCUACUCUAUUCUGUCCCCAUGGAUAAAGUACCCUGUGCGCGCGCACACACACACCACCACCACCACCCAAAAAAAAAAAAGAAGAAAACUGACUACCCCUCAGAGGGACUUGUGAUGAAAAGCUCAGCUCCGGGGGUACUACCUGAGGAUGUGCCAUACCCUUUCAGACCAGCUGCUUCCAUUACAGUUCAGGGUCAAAUCCCAAGAAGCAGCACUGCCUCUGUGAAAGGCCUGCCGGACUCUGGCCCUCUCACUGAGGGGUCAGAGACAGGGUCACAGUCUUGUGGGCACGUGUUUAUCUCCCCAAGUUCUCUGACAGUCCCUGGCGGGACCCCUGACUCAUUUUAGUUUAUUCCUAGUGCUACUUUUACAAAAUACACUUUUUGUGGAAUUGAUUAGAUUACUUGUUUAUUUAAUGUGAGUUUGUGCCUUUUUGUCUCAAUCUUCCAAUACAGGUAUAUUGGGGUUGGGGGGAAGCAGUCUAAUAAAAUCCUAGACAGAG